AUGACCGCAGAGGAGGCUUCAAUACCGGUAUUCGAGGGUUUGAACAAGCUGGAGGAAGGCUUAAAAAGUCAUGGAAAGACAGCCCCUCCAAGUACACCGACCGCCAACGACGGACUGGUGGAAAAUGGAAUCCUGGAGCAUGCGCCAUGCCAGCCGCUGACUAUGAUCUUUGCCCGCGGAACCAACGAGGAUGGAAACAUGGGUAAAGGAAUUGGUAGGCCACUUGCCGCUGCACUCCGAGCCAAAACAGACAACAAGAUCAUAGUUCAAGGAGUCAAUUACGAUGCCAGUAUCGCGGGAAAUUUGCUCUUAGGUCUCAACGGAGGCCCAAUAAUGGCCGACCUCGUGAAGCAGUCAGUUGCGCAGUGCCCCGACAGCAAGAUUCUUCUCGUAGGAUAUUCGCAGGGCGCAAUGGUCACCCACGCUGGAAAGCUUUUGACACAUGAAAAGAUAUCAGCAAUUGCAGUCUUCGGAGACCCAGGCCGUUUAAUCCCCUUCGCCAAUAUCCCACCGGAGAAAACGAAGGAAUACUGCAACGAAGGGGACCCUGUUUGUCUAAAUGGCUUUAGCUGGGCGGCACACGAGAGCUAUGCCGUGCUUGCAGACGACGCUGCAGAUUUCCUUAUCAAAGCCUCCAGCUAA
Molecule: messenger RNA, 642 nt
Organism: Trichophyton verrucosum HKI 0517
Lineage: Eukaryota; Fungi; Ascomycota; Eurotiomycetes; Onygenales; Arthrodermataceae
Product: cutinase, putative
Exons: 2
Coding region: 1-642 (213 amino acids)
Biological process (GO): carbohydrate catabolic process
Cellular component (GO): extracellular region
Molecular function (GO): cutinase activity
Source: RefSeq, a predicted model, not a curated record